CCUUAAUUCAAUUUCUAUUCUUGACGAAAAAGCAAAGUUCAAAAGUUUGAGAAACAUCGCGAUGAGUUAUUUUCUUCCUCAUCUUCAUUCUGGAUGGCAUGUGGACCAAGCAAUUCUUUCUGAGCAAGAAAGGCUUGUAAUUAUACGCUUUGGUCGUGAUCACGAUGAAGAGUGCAUGAAACAAGAUGAAGUCCUUUAUAGAAUUGCAGAAAAGGUUAUAAAUAUGGCUGUUUUUUACUUGGUUGACGUUGACGAAGUUCCAGACUUCAACAAGAUGUACGAACUUUAUGAUAGGACUACGAUUAUGUUUUUCUACCGAAAUAAGCAUAUGAUGAUUGAUCUGGGUACCGGUAAUAACAACAAAAUCAAUUGGGCUUUGGAAGAUAAACAGGAAAUGAUUGAUAUUAUUGAAACGGUUUUUAGAGGAGCUAGAAAAGGAAAAGGUCUUGUUAUUUCACCUAAAGACUAUUCCACACGACAUCGUUAUUAGACGAUAAAAUGAAAGCUUCUCAACGCCCAAGGAACUCAAAUGUUGAAUUCACUAAGAAGCUCCUUGUAUUUUUAUAACCAUUCGUGUUCAGUAGGCAUGCCGCUUCGCUUGUCAGAUAGAAUUUGCACAGUUUUCCGUAGAAUUCCUUUUUUGUUAAUAUUCACCUACUGGAAGGAAACUUGAGGAGGCAUCCUUAGAAUAUCUGAUAUUCAGGAAGAAAUAACUUUUUGAUUGGGUUAUACUUCAAAUGUGGGUAAAGCUACCUUUUCGUUGUAUCAUUUUUUCGUGACAAAUCUUCCAUGGGAAUCGAACCCAUUUCAACCUUGACAACAACAGGUCGAGAGUAAACACAAAUAAAAAUAAAGCAGACAAGGCCAAGUAUCGAACAAGAAAUAGAUGUAAAGUAAUAUGGGAUACCUUC
This is a messenger RNA of Schizosaccharomyces cryophilus OY26, 911 nucleotides long. RefSeq names its product U4/U6 X U5 tri-snRNP complex subunit Dim1. Gene Ontology annotation, cellular component: spliceosomal complex; U5 snRNP; U4/U6 x U5 tri-snRNP complex. The record is from RefSeq and is a predicted model, not a curated record. The transcript has 5 exons. Gene Ontology annotation, biological process: mRNA splicing, via spliceosome. NCBI's taxonomy places the organism in Eukaryota, Fungi, Ascomycota, Schizosaccharomycetes, Schizosaccharomycetales, Schizosaccharomycetaceae. Bases 62 to 490 code for a protein of 142 amino acids.